This is a messenger RNA of Auxenochlorella protothecoides, 648 nucleotides long. RefSeq lists its product as hypothetical. The transcript is spliced from 4 exons. The coding region runs from base 1 to 648 and encodes 215 amino acids. The record is from RefSeq and is a predicted model, not a curated record. Lineage: Eukaryota; Viridiplantae; Chlorophyta; Trebouxiophyceae; Chlorellales; Chlorellaceae.
AUGCAGAGACCUCAGGUCACGAGUGCCGCUGGAUCGACAGUGCGCAGACCCAUCCUCCUCAUCGACAUUAUGGAUACAGUGGUUCGUGAUCCAUUCUACGAGCACAUGCCUGCCUUCUUUGGGAUGACCUUUCAAGAGUUGAUGGAGGCCAAGCACCCCGAGUCCUGGGUCAAGUUUGAGCUGGGCCACAUCUCAGAGCAGGAUCUUUACGACAACUUCUGGAGGCCCGGGGCUGCCGGUGUGCCCUUUGAUGGGGCUGCGCUCCGUGAGCACAUGGCCUCCCGGUACAGCCUGCUCCCAGGGAUGGCCGAGCUGCUGCAGCGUCUGGCCGCCGCCGGCUACGAGCUGCACGCCUGCAGCAAUUACCCGACCUGGUGGCGGGAGGUUGAAGCACGCCUCCGCCUCGGCGACCUGCUGCCCUGGACCUUCCUCAGCUGCGAGGGGCCCAUGCGCGGCCUGCGCAAGCCCGACCCCGCCGCCUUCCAGGCAGCCGCCCUGCAUCUGGGGGUCCUGCCGGCAGACCUCCUUCUGGUGGAUGACCGGGAGGUCAAUGCCCAGGCGGCACGGGGUCACGGCAUGCGGGCCGUGCGCUUUGUGGACACGGGCCGCUUGGAAGAAGAGCUCCAGGCCGCGGGUCUGGAAUUCUGA